UUCAAUGUUCCCCAACAGACUAUUGACGCUACUGUGACAUACUUUUAAAUUUCUGAGAACUCUUUAGGGCUUUUAACUUCGAACUCCUUUAUUUUUUUCCCUUGUCAAAGUUUUCUCAAAGCUAGCGGGUAUGUACUUUAAGGUAGAGACGACUACAAUUGAUCCUGGCGCGGAUAUCCUACAUCCUGACGAUGCCCAGUAUAUAUGGCUGCCGAUUUCAGUGCUUGUUGGCAUUUUUAUUCUGGCAGCUUUGGUCUACGCCAUGUCACGUACUCGCUGUCGCUGCUCCUUGUCAUGCCUGAAGCACAGGGCUCACCCAAGAAAUGGAUACAUUAAUGUAGACGAAGAGGACUCUGAUGUGCCAAUGGCUUGCGGGGAUGAGCUGGGAGAAAGUCUUCUACAAGGACGUCUGCACAUAGAGGAUCGGCGAAAUGAUCGCAUAAAUUCAUAAAAAAAUACAUAUGUCUUGUUCAAGACAUGAAUAAACUUUAUUGUCCACGUUGUGCUCCAGGUGGUUGUCAUCGGCUUACUAUAAAAAACUACGUGCCUCUGUUACAUGUAAACUAUACAUCGAAAAUACACCUAUUUUAUUUAUCAGUA
Molecule: messenger RNA, 600 nt
Organism: Drosophila bipectinata
Lineage: Eukaryota; Metazoa; Arthropoda; Insecta; Diptera; Drosophilidae
Source: RefSeq, a predicted model, not a curated record